Physella acuta is the source of this 2096-nucleotide messenger RNA. RefSeq names its product peroxisomal membrane protein 4. Gene Ontology annotation, cellular component: peroxisomal membrane. The record is from RefSeq and is a predicted model, not a curated record. NCBI's taxonomy places the organism in Eukaryota, Metazoa, Mollusca, Gastropoda, Physidae.
AUACCAACAACAUAAUGGCGGCAGUCAUAGACGCCGUCAAUGCAUUGUUGGCCUCUGGUGAACACAGACAUAUUUUAUCCGUAAUUAAAGGAUUUCGAAAUGGAGCGGUCUACGGUGCGAAGAUUCGAUUUCCUCAUGCUCUUGUUAUGACAUUUUUGUUUAGGAAUGGAAGUCUCAGAGACAAGAUCAAGGCAAUUGUGGAAGCUACAUAUACACAUUCAAGAAACUUAGCACUUUUUGUGUUUGCGUUUAAAGGUUUAACAUCCACUUUGUCAUGGGGGGAAUCGAAAUCUCAUCAGCUUCAUGCUUUCCUCUCUGCAUUUUGUGCUGGCUUUGUCAUUUUUGGCAAAUACAAUAAAGUUAAUGAACAAAUCAAUCUUUACCUAUUAUCAAGAGUAAUAUAUGGCUUAGCAAAACUGCUAGUCCAGAAGAAAAUAGUUCCAGAGCCCCAAACCAAUAUAUUCCCAUGGUUUGCUGCCAUCAUGUGGGGAACAACUCUAUGGUUAUUUGAGUAUCAGCAAUCUUGUCUCCAGUCCUCGCUAGUCUCCUCAAUGACCUACAUUUAUAAGGAUAGUGAGAAAUGGACAAGUCUCAGGGAUUUCUUGCUAUAUAAUGAGUAACUUAGACAAAAGAUCUGUCACUACAACCUGCAUGUGGUCUAGUAAAUGAACCAAGCUUGCUUGUAGUACAGUGACAACAUUACCACCAGCUACACAUGAAUUUAAAAAAAUGUUUUAUCAGUGACAACACAUAAGUAACAGUAUAUAAUACAGUGGACACAAAACUAUUUGAUUUGCUGAUUGUAAAUUUGUGCUUCACACAAGAUCCCAGUGCAAACAAGUUUUUUUUAAAUUACUUGUCCACUGCUUCUUGAUGACAAGUCUAAACUUGUCUGUUCCUUGUCUUUCAUAGAAUUUUACUCCAGCAGUAAUUGAAAUUGACAAACAUUUUUGAUGAAACAAAACUCCUUUACAAAUAUUCAACUGUGUUUAUAUAAAUAUUUCCCUAAAUUGGUUAUCCCACUGUACUUUUAUUUAUGAGUUAAAAAGAUCUCAUUCUUAAAGCUUAUUUUUUUAGAACAUUUUAGACACAGACUUAGGAAACUUUUUUUUCUGAAAUCAUUAUGUCAAUAAAUAGGAACUUUGUUAAAUUAUAUUUCAUUACAAUAGCAGAGAGAUAAUGUUUCAAAUAUGUCAUUUGAAGAAAAAUCCUCAUAGAUAAUAAUAGGUAAUUUGUUAAUGCUUGGCAUUUUAAAAACUAAGUGUGAAAGGUUACGUUGAUCCAUUUUUUAAGAGCCUUUUUUUUAAAAUAUUUUUCCUAGAACCAAUUAACUAACAGAAUAUUUAAUUAAUGGGCAUUGAUAUUUUUAUGCAUUAAUAAGUAAAUAAUUGAUCCCAAGUUCCACAUUCAAGGUUACUUAGCUUGCACAACCUGAACCACCAUGGACUGGCUUCUGUUGCAUGCACUGAACAGUGACCUUGCCGUGUUGGCUAAGUGAAUACAGUCAUGUUCAGACUGUACCUGGACAGUUCUUGUCAAAUAUAUUUUUAAUUCUCUUGGGUUUACCAUAUCUAGUUUUAAAAGCAACUGGUUCUUCAUACAUACUAAAGAGAUGUUACACAACUGUAUCAACCAUCCCAAAUGUCUGAACCUCAAUUAAUGACUACCCUCAUAUCCAGUGAAAAAUACAAUGUCAUAGUAACAGUUGGCUAAAUACAUUUAUUUGUUUGCUUUUAUACUUUGAUUUUAUUCUUUGAUUUUUUUUCUUGCAUUAGGUUUUUAAAAAAGCAAAAUGCAAAGAAAUCCUCAAUUUUCUCCAGAUUGAUUAUUUUUUUAGGAAGAAAAAAAAUUACUCACUAUCUCUUGCUUAUUUAGCUUGGUUUCUUCCUGUCACUUAAAAAAUAUUGGUAGCUUCAUAGAUAUUUUAAGUUCACUAAUUUGAUUAAAAUCAACAUAUGCUUUAUAGUUUAACAGGCAAUUGAUUUUUUUUAAAAGGUUGUUUUAUCAUGCAUUAUGUUUGCUUACUUAAGCAAUAGAGAAUGCUUCAGUGAUAUGCAAUGCUAUAAUGUCAGAGUAAAUAUUUUUUCCAUCUGUUA